CCUCAAUUCUGUUAAGAUGACGUCAUCUUAACAGACCCUUCUGGUAACCAAGGGCAACCUCGGCUUUUGUUUAUUGUUGCUGAGUUUCUCCAAAGUUUAUUAGCCAGCACGAGCGAUAGCUAUGCCUCCUAAAAAAGAUGGAAAGCAAAAUGCCGACAAGACAGCUCUUUUUGGAGAGAAAAACACUCCGGAUGAUGCUUUAUCCCAGGGUGGUAAAGAAUUCUACCGGGCUCAAAUACGAGACUUAGAGGAGCGACUGGAAAAGUAUCAGCACAAAUGUGAUGAGCUGGAGGUUCGUCAGAAGGAUUUUUCUACUAGUUAUAAUAAUAUAGUGAGAGAGAAGAAGGACAUAGUGCUCUAUCUGAAGCGCACCUUGUCCCAAAAAGAGGAUGAGCUCACAGAUAUCUUAGAGAAGUUGCAGGAGCUACAAGCAGCCAAAGAUGCAGAGAAGGAGUCGUUUGACAGGCAGCUGAGCGUGCUUCGGAAUGAGUUUCAAGAGACCAAGGACAAACUCGCCUCUGAGAACAUGGUUCUAGCGGGAAAACUUGCAUCUCUCGAGGAUUUCCAGAUGCAAAAGGAUGAAAUUAUGGGUCAGAUGGAGUCUCUGAAAGAACAGCUAGAGAAGCAGAAGCAGGAGCACCAAAGUGUCAUUUACAACCUGGAGAAAAAAGCUGUACUGGACAACUACAGACUGAAGAAAGAGAUGCAGCAGCACGUAGCUGCUGUCGCUGCUGAAUUUCACAAAGUCUCUGAUAAAAAGAUGCCGGAGACAACGAAGAGGGCAAUCUACGAGAAUAUGUUAGUGAUGAACCAACUCAGGCAGAUUUCAGACAGGAGCAAAGAGCUGAUGGCGGAGAACGAUGCUCUGAAUGCCAGAGAGAAACAGCUCAAAAUAGAAAUGGAGAUCAUGGAGCCGUUAUUGGACGAGAUGACCAGGAAAAGCCUUGCAAAUCAAAAGGUGGUGCAACAGUUAACAGAGAAGUGCAAGCAAAUGCAUGCUGAACUUGAGGACUACGCCAGGCAUAAACAAGAACACCAAAAGCUGGUGAACAAUCACUCCACUCUACAGAAAGAGCAUGAUGCCCUCAGACAGGAACAUGAAUCAGCUGUGGAAGAUCUCAAUCAAACACAAGCAGAGGCUGCAAGACUGAAAACAGAGCUUCAGGAGGAGAGGACACAGCGAGGACGGGUGGAGACAGUCCUCCAAGAGGCAGCUAUGGCUUUAAAGGAAAUAUUGAGGGAGGUGCCUAACGAAGAGGACUCAGAGGUGCAGACCCUCGACCAGAGGAAUCAGAUGAUGCAGAAGCUGCUGGCCGUAUUGGACAGUGCUGCAGCCAUCAGCAAAGGCCCUGCCCCCUCUCACUUCAUCCCUACGACAGAAGACUCUCAUGAAUUUAUAACAGCAGCAGGCAUGGAGAGAUCAGGUAUAGCUGCCUCACAGAAGGCUACUUCUCAUUUCAAGCCUGGAGACCUGGGGUUCGUCCGACGGCAAACACACACAGGCAACUCCGUCAUAUCCAAGAGACAACACCUCUCCAAAAGUCUGCAAAGGAAACAGAAAAGCCAAAAAGGGAAUGAUACCUCAAAAGCCCUUAGCUGAGAAGGACACUCUUCCCCUGCAGCCUGAAUCUGUCAGAGGAAGUCAAGCAACAUUUUAAACCAAGAAAAGGCACUCUGGAUCCACAAAGGCAUCUGCUUAUAGCUGUGUGAGGAGGGUAUGAGGGAGAAAAACAGACACCUUCUGUACAGACUGAUCAAUCAGUUAUGUCAUUUGUGAAUAUUCUACCUCUACAUCAUGUUGUGCAUAAUUAGAUUUUGUCCUGAUUGAUAAAAUAUAGACACUAGAUGGCAGCA
Pangasianodon hypophthalmus (striped catfish) is the source of this 1854-nucleotide messenger RNA. RefSeq names its product cilia and flagella associated protein 157 (gene cfap157). Gene Ontology annotation, molecular function: microtubule binding. The record is from RefSeq and is a predicted model, not a curated record. Gene Ontology annotation, cellular component: ciliary basal body; cilium. The coding region runs from base 122 to 1600 and encodes 492 amino acids. Lineage: Eukaryota; Metazoa; Chordata; Actinopteri; Siluriformes; Pangasiidae. The transcript has 9 exons. Gene Ontology annotation, biological process: sperm axoneme assembly.